Clupea harengus (Atlantic herring) is the source of this 1818-nucleotide messenger RNA. RefSeq names its product coenzyme Q2, polyprenyltransferase (gene coq2). Gene Ontology annotation, molecular function: 4-hydroxybenzoate polyprenyltransferase activity. Gene Ontology annotation, biological process: ubiquinone biosynthetic process. Gene Ontology annotation, cellular component: mitochondrial inner membrane. The record is from RefSeq and is a predicted model, not a curated record. NCBI's taxonomy places the organism in Eukaryota, Metazoa, Chordata, Actinopteri, Clupeiformes, Clupeidae.
UAUGAAUAUAGGCUAGUAAGUAGUGAGUGAGAGAACCAAGUGACCAAUGCUCAACAUAGUGUCUGUAGAGAGGAGGUUCUAUAAUUCUGUUAUAGCUCUGAAGUGUUUUAAAACUUUGAAAAAGCCAACUUACAGACAUGUUUAUCGUAGUCCAUGUCAAGUGAAACAAUUCGAUAAUUAGCUUAGGGCGUUGUAAAGAUGUGAAAGAUUAGGUGUUUGAAAAUCUACACUGACAGUAUGACGGCCAUCCUAAAACACGCAUCACACUGCAGGUGGAAGAUACCUUUCAGAGCCUUCUACACAUGCACAUACCCAACUUCAAGUCACAGGAACAAGGAAACAAGCCUGGCAACUCCUUUCCAACGGGUAUCAUGUCAUAAACAGACUGACUUCCAUGCUCAUAGUUUAUGGACUCGUUCUCUGUCUGGAAUAAAGCUGAGAACUAUUCGUAAAAGGCUGUCCAGUCUGUCUGCUGCGGCUAUUGUGAACUCGGCUCCAUCAUCUAUGAAACCAUAUCUUCGUUUAAUGCGACUUGACAAACCCAUUGGAACAUGGCUACUCUUCUUGCCCUGCACAUGGAGUAUCGGGUUGGCUGCAGAUCCUGGUCACCUUCCAGACAUGAGCAUGCUAGCACUGUUUGGAACUGGGGCAUUGCUCAUGAGAGGGGCUGGAUGCACCAUCAAUGAUAUGUGGGAUAAAGACUUUGACAGAAAGGUGGUUAGAACUGCGACCCGACCCAUUGCAUCAGGUGAAAUCUCCCGGUUCAAGGCUCUCCAGUUCCUGGGAGGUCAGCUCAGCCUCGCCCUCUGCGUGCUCCUCUGCUUGAACUACUACAGUAUAUUCCUUGGAGCUGCUUCACUGAUGUUAGUGGUCACAUACCCGAUCUUGAAGCGUAUAACAUACUGGCCACAACUCAUGCUGGGUCUUACCUUCAAUUGGGGGGCAUUGCUAGGAUGGUCGGCAGUGAUGGGAUCAUGUGAUUGGUCCAUCUGUUUGCCGCUCUAUUUUUCCGGUGUGAUGUGGACACUGAUCUAUGACACCAUCUAUGCUCACCAGGAUAAGGAAGACGAUAUUAGAGUGGGCAUCAAGUCUACAGCUCUGAGGUUUGGAGAGCAGACUAAACCGUGGCUCUCCGGCUUCUCUGUGGCCAUGGUGGCAGGCCUCAUCCUGGCUGGACUCAACGCUCAGCAGACUCUUCCCUAUUAUGCAGCCGUCUCUGCUGUGGGCCUCCAUCUGACACGUCAGAUCUCCUCACUGGAUAUCAAUAAAUCAGAAGACUGCUGGAAAAAAUUUGCCUCAAAUAGAAAUCUUGGACUAAUUUUGUUUUUGGGAAUAGUUAUUUCCAAUUUAAUGAAGAAACAAGAGGACAGACCCAUAGAAAAUUAAAUGUGUACAUUAAUAUUACAAAUAAACUGCACUUCGAGAGAGAAAGGAAACGCCAUACUGUACACAACACCUUAACUUCCAGGAGAUGACUUAGAGUCCCCUCGUCAUUGUUUGGCAUGCACAAAAAUAGGCAGAAAUGCCCAUCUAAAGUUUUUGUGAUGGCUGUCAGAUCUUGAGGACAGUUAAUGCAACUUGAAGGGCUCUGCUUUAAGACCAGUAGUGCUACUGUUCCAUUAGUAUGCCAACCUUGAGAAUGUACUGCAGUUCUAUAUUGUUGUAGUGGUAUUUUAGGAAUUCAGCCAAAUUCACUGACAAAGCUGCUUCAACAGAAAUGUCUACCAGAUCACUUUAUCAACUGAAAACAACAUGGCUGAGCAGCGCUGUCUACUUUUACCUUCAGCAUUAUUCCUUUGUGUUCUUCUCGAGUCUUUU